This is a messenger RNA of Myxozyma melibiosi, 1798 nucleotides long. RefSeq names its product WD40-repeat-containing domain protein. Gene Ontology annotation, cellular component: Seh1-associated complex; nuclear pore outer ring. The record is from RefSeq and is a predicted model, not a curated record. The transcript is spliced from 2 exons. NCBI's taxonomy places the organism in Eukaryota, Fungi, Ascomycota, Lipomycetes, Lipomycetales, Lipomycetaceae. Gene Ontology annotation, molecular function: protein binding; structural molecule activity. The coding region runs from base 446 to 1618 and encodes 390 amino acids. Gene Ontology annotation, biological process: positive regulation of TORC1 signaling; cellular response to amino acid starvation.
UUUGUUCUUGUCUUGUUGCUUGUAUUGUUGUUAUAGAUGCUCAAAUACCAUUUGGCUGUUCUGCUUAUUGCCGUCGCUAUGAUUUGCCAGGGCCCUGGUCACACGUAAUCAGUUACAUAAGCACAAAGAAAGUUAUUUUAUUAGCUCAGGAAUAUCAACAACCGCCCCUCAAACCACAGUCGACCAGGAUUGAAGAUAUCGCGGGCCGAAGACGAAGAUCCAGAGCUGUGCAGAUGGACAGGAGUUAAUUGAGAGACUGCACGUAUACAAUAGGAAGAUCUAUUUGUGUGUGAAAUAUCUCGGGUGUGCAGCGAAAGAAGAGAAAGUGAAGCGCGUUCUCGACUGAGAAGAGAAGAAGGAAACGAAUACAGACAAGACAGAGGAAAUCUGGCUGGAGAUAGAGCUCUUGGGAUAUAAAACUACAGAAGACAAUUACAGACUGAAUAUGGCAUCGCUAAUUACCGGCCACGCCGAUCUAAUCCACGACAUUGCAUACGAUCACUACGGCAGACUACUGGCAACAUGCUCGUCCGACCAGCACAUUCGCGUGUUUUCGCGCAAGUCGUCAGCAGAUCCAUGGACGUUCCUCUCCGCAACGCACGCGCACGAACGCAACAUUCUCUCGCUGACCUUUGCGCCCCCCCAGUUCGGCACGCUGCUCGCGUCCUGCUCCGAAGACCAAUCCGUGCGAAUCUUUUUCUCGUCCGACAACGGCCGCGCGUUUGACCGCGUCGCGACGUUGUCGGAUUCGCCGGGGGCGGUGCACAAGAUUGCGUUUGCAAAGUUUGGCGGACACGGGCUCAAGCUGGCUACGAUCGGCACGGACUCGGUCGUCAGGCUGUAUCAUGCCGCCGACCCGUCUGAUCUGCGCCAGUGGCAUCUCGCGGUCGAGAGCGAGGUCGAGAGCGGGUCGAAGCGGAAGGCGCAGGAUAUGCAGGCGAGUUUCUCGGUCGCGUGGUGUCCGGCGGGUGUUGUUACCUUGCCUCCCUCGAGUGCGUAUAACAAGCCCAGCAGCAGCAGUAGCAGCAAUAAUACCUUCGCCAACAGCGGCGUGGGCGACCUACCUUCCCGGAUCAGCGCGCUCGAGAUCUCAGAGCGGUCGGUCGAGCAAUUCGUCGUGUCGGCCAUGACCAGGGUCGUCGUCUUCCGGAAACGGUACUACAACAGCCAAACCGGCAGCGCGGGCCCGUACGAUUUCGAAGAGUGCGAGGAGUUGCCGGGACAUGAGGACCUCGUGCGCGACGUGGCGUGGGCGAGUAACGCGGCCGCGGGGGGCAGGUACGAGUUGAUUGCGACGGCGUGCAAGGACGGGUACGUGCGGAUUUUCAAGUUGACGCCGCGGUUAAGUUACGCUGCGGGCGACACCGGCGAGAUGUUCCCGACGGGCGAGAUCGAGUACGACGUCGUGCUCGCGGCGAGCUUUGACGAUCACCAUGGCGAGGUGUGGAAGGUUUCGUGGAAUGUGUCGGGGACCGUGCUUAGCUCGUCGGGGGAUGAUGGACAGGCGAGGUUCUGGAGAGCGAAUUAUAGGGGCGAGUGGAUUGGGAUUGGGUCGUUGUCUGCUGAGCAGGGGCAUGUGGCUGAUAAUGCUGGUGAUGAGGGGGACGAGGAGAGAUGAUGUUGCUGUGUGCUUUUAGUUUUGUUUAACCUGAUAUGUACUAUUAAUUAAAAUCUAUGAUAUAGCGAUACAACAUUAAGAAAUUGCAAACUCCAGAACAGAAUCUAAAUGCGUCGUCCAUAAAUGCAAGUAUUAAAUAUAAAUAAGAGCAAUAAAACUUAUUAUAUCAACGGGACCCCG